CUCCUGAAACCAUGUGUUAUUAUGGCAGCUACUAUGGAGGCCUGGGCUAUGGCUAUGGGGGCCUGGGCUAUGGCUAUGGUGGCCUAGGCUGUGGCUAUGGCUGUGGCUAUGGCUGUGGCUAUGGUGGCUAUGGCUAUGGCUGCUGCCGCCCACUGUGCUGUAGAAGAUACUGGUCUUAUGGCUUCUACUGAGGACAUUAUGCAGAUACCCAACCUUUCUGACCAGAAGGGCUUCCAAGUGUUUUUACACCAGGAACUCAAAUAU
Molecule: messenger RNA, 264 nt
Organism: Mastomys coucha (southern multimammate mouse)
Lineage: Eukaryota; Metazoa; Chordata; Mammalia; Rodentia; Muridae
Product: keratin-associated protein 20-2-like
Exons: 1
Coding region: 12-191 (59 amino acids)
Source: RefSeq, a predicted model, not a curated record